GUUUACACUUUCCGAAAGGAGGGGAGAGGGAGCGAAUAGGGAACGAGUAGGGAACCUAAAACGUCAGCAUCAAUAAUCGAUACCCGGGAAUUGAAGGAGUGAAUAGAGCAGAGGACAGUCGUUGUGGAUACUGCCGCUGCGCUAAAACAUUCCAGCAGCUCAAUCAUUCCAUUAUCGCGUUGCAGUUUUGCGUAAAACCGCAUACCUUCUGACUGACACUAGCAGAUAGAGGGUUAGCUCACAGGUUGCAUAAGUCUUAUUAUUAUUGAACAAUACGGGAGUAGUGGGAGCAGUGAAAAUAACAGAGAAGGAUAAUAUCUGUAGAGAAGAGGCAACACUAGGUUACAGUUUUCUUUGUUGAGUUCCUCUGCAAAACUAAAGGCUAAAAGAUGUCUAAACCAAAUUACACAGGAACCUUUCACAUGGUGUCUCAAGAUAACUUCGAGAACUACCUCGCAGCUUUGGAUAUUAAUUUUGCCCUGCGGAAGAUAGUGUGUAUGUUGAAGCCCACUAAACAGAUAGUCCACGACCCGGCCACGGGCAGUAUGAAGAUCCGCACAUUGACCACCUUUAAGGACUUUGAUAUGGAUUUCAAACUGGGUCAGGUCUUCACCGAGGACCUGGGACCUGUGGAUGGACGAGUCUGUCAGACCACUGUGUGUGUUAACCCUGUUUUUAGACCACAGUGGACUGGGAGGGUGAUAAGCUGGUGUGUGUUCAGAGAGGAGAGAAGGAGGGAAGAGGAUGGACACACUGGCUGGAGGGAGACAAGCUACACCUGGAGAUGAGAGUUGGAGAUGUGGUCGCCAGGCAACUCUUCAAGAAGGCAGACUGAAACCACUGGGAAGGAUCCCGUUCAUCAACUCAAUUUUCAUGAUUCUCAUUAGAAAAGUCUAGGACUUGAUAUAUAAGUGUCAAAGUUUUUUAAAAUAUGAUCAUCAUUGUUUUAAAAACCAUUACUUAAUGGACAACUUUUAACAUUUAAGAUAUUUUUAAUUAGUGUGCUAUUACACUGUGGGAAAGAUUGUCAAUGAUCAGUUUUGAAUGUUGUCAUGGUACAGUGCAGGGUGAACUGUGUAAACAUUCCCAAUGUGUUUCCUCAUAUAUCACUACGAUAGUUCCCAAUGCCAUUGAAUGUUCCCCUUUGUGUUGAAUGUGGCUGUUCUGUGUCCAAAUAUACCACCUGAUGCUCCACACUACAAAUACAGAUGUUGCCUCUUUA
This is a messenger RNA of Oncorhynchus mykiss (rainbow trout), 1222 nucleotides long. RefSeq names its product retinol-binding protein 1. The record is from RefSeq and is a predicted model, not a curated record. Gene Ontology annotation, molecular function: lipid binding. Lineage: Eukaryota; Metazoa; Chordata; Actinopteri; Salmoniformes; Salmonidae.